This is a messenger RNA of Baudoinia panamericana UAMH 10762, 701 nucleotides long. RefSeq lists its product as uncharacterized. The coding region runs from base 213 to 617 and encodes 134 amino acids. The record is from RefSeq and is a predicted model, not a curated record. The transcript is spliced from 2 exons. Lineage: Eukaryota; Fungi; Ascomycota; Dothideomycetes; Mycosphaerellales; Teratosphaeriaceae.
UAAUAGCUGCUGGUGCGCAUGGUGUGUCGUUGUCCAGUGAGUGCUAGCGCCCUCGCAAGAUCGUAGAUGUGCGCAUGGAGUACAGCUUGCCUUUACGCCUUACUGCCGUACUUGCUUGCUGCUCCGCUGGUGUGCGCAGAACCGUCGCGCCUGUUGUCGCUCAUGGAUCGCGGGAGCUGCGGGCGCUGCAAUCGUCUUGAGCGCUUGAGCGGAUGGGUGUUGAUGCGCAAAGCUUUUUGCGCCGAGCCGCUGCCUUUACUACGGGGCAUGAUUGUGUCGUGUUGCUGUACGCGUCAAGCAAGCGUUGCCUCUGUCAACUCUUCCACCAUCCUCGCCGUGGAUGGAGCAAGAUCUGUCAUCGCAUGGAGCAGAUGCUACAACGGUGGCGGAGUUGGCGCUUGGUUACAGGCGGGCGUUUGGCGUUGAGACAAGAUGCUGAUGCCGCGGACUGCUCGAUAGCUUACUAUCGCUUCCGGGUUACGAAAGGAAGCAUGAUCGCCGUUGCUGGCCCUAAUGGUCGUCUACGAAGGAGAGGAGGAGGAGAUUUACUGCUCAAGUGCUGGCGGGAAGUUUGUGGAGAGCCUGAGUGUCUUCCCGGUGAUCUCAGCCCCCCCUGAACGAUAUACUUGGCGUGAUAGAUGCUGCGCAAGCUUCGAGUAUAGUCUCCGAUCGAUAUAAUCGGUCGCUGUCGGUAUUUUGCA